ACUCCUAAGUCUUAAUUCCUCGUUCGCUCAGAUCUCAGACUCACUCCUCACAUCACAAAAAAAAUGCCGAGUCGACUCGUUCUCCUUCUCUCUCUCACUGCUUUGCUUCUCUUCUCCUCACUCUCUGUAACUCUCUCUUCCAAGGCCGUUGAAAAUGACAUUGAUGAAGACGAAGACCUGAGCUUCCUCGAAGAACCCGAGGACAAAAGCGACGCCGCACACCUCUCAGAUCCAGACCAUUACGACGAAGACUUCGCCGGCGACGAAGACUUCGAAAACUACGCCGAUCUCGACGAGUCGGCUUUCCAGGACGACGACGAGGGCUACAAGGUCCCCGAUGUGGACGAAAAGGACGUCGUCGUUUUGAGGGAAGGGAAUUUCAGCGACUUCAUCGAGAAGAACCAGUUCGUGAUGGUUGAAUUCUACGCGCCGUGGUGCGGCCAUUGCCAAGCUCUGGCUCCGGAGUACGCCGCCGCCGCGACUGAGCUCAAGGGCGAGAACGUGGUUUUGGCUAAGGUCGAUGCGUCGGAAGAGAACGAUUUGGCCCAGCAAUACGAUGUUCAGGGAUUUCCUACUGUGUAUUUCUUCAUUGAUGGUGUUCAUAAGCCUUAUACUGGACAGAGAACAAAAGAGUCUAUAGUGACAUGGAUCAAGAAGAAGACUGGACCUGGAUUAAACAAUAUAACAACAUUGGAGGAUGCUGAACGCAUUUUGACCUCUGAGAGUAAAAUUGUUUUGGGAUACCUCAACUCUUUGGUGGGUCCUGAUAGUGAGGAGCUCUCAGCUGCUUCAAAGCUUGAUGAUGAUGUCAGCUUUUACCAAACUGUGAAUCCCGAUGUUGCAAAGCUUUUCCAUUUUGAUCCUGAAGUUAAACGACCUGCUUUGGUUCUGCUCAAGAAGGAGGUUGAGAAAUUGAGCUACUUUGAUGGUCAAUUUGCGAAGUCUGCAAUAGCUGAGUUUGUAUUUGCAAACAAGCUUCCUUUGGUUAAUCUCUUUACUAGGGAAAGUGCCUCUGUAAUUUUUGAAAGUCCCAUUAAGAAACAGUUGUUGCUAUUUGCUGCAUCAAAAGACACAGAGAAGGUUUUACCAAUAUUUCAGGAGGCAGCAAAACUAUUCAAGGGAAAGCUUGUCUUUGUGCAUGUGGAAAUGGAUAAUGAAGAUGUUGGAAAGCCUGUUUCAGAGUAUUUUGGUGUCAGCGGAGAUGAUCCCAAAGUUAUUGCGUACACAGGAAAUGAGGAUGCCAAGAAAUUUGUGUUUGAUGGGGAAGUGGCCUUGGAUAAACUUAAGGCAUUUGGGGAGGACUUUCUGGAAGACAAGCUAAAACCUUUCUUUAAGUCGGAUCCAAUUCCUGAGACUAAUGACGGGGAUGUGAAAAUAGUGGUUGGGAAUAACUUCGAUGAACUUGUUUUGGAUGAGUCAAAGGAUGUUCUCCUUGAGAUUUAUGCUCCUUGGUGUGGGCAUUGCCAAUCACUGGAGCCAACAUACAACAAGCUCGCCAAACAUCUACGUUCCAUUGAUUCUCUUGUCAUAGCCAAGAUGGAUGGAACAACAAAUGAGCAUCCCAGGGCAAAGGCGGAUGGGUUCCCCACACUUCUAUUCUUCCCAGCAGGAAACAAGAGCUUUGAUCCAGUUACUGUAGAUACUGAUCGCACAGUGGUGGCCUUGUAUAAAUUCAUCAAGAAAAAUGCAGCAAUCCCUUUCAAGCUCCAGAAACCAACUUCAACACCAAAAUCAGAGAGUUCUGAUGCCGAAGAGAGCAAAGAAACCAGCACCAGUGAUUUGAAGGACGAAUUGUGAGGAUGUUUAAUGUAACGAUGAGUAUCUUUUAUCUGUCAUCAGAGAGUUAGACAAGAAAUAGUUGUCAAAUAGAUGGAGAUAGAGUGACUAGAGAGAAUAUCAGGAUUCAAUCCUCAGCCCCAAACCAAAAAAAAAAGGUAAAAAUGAAUUAAUGUUAAUUUUUGCACCUGCUAUGUAUGUUCCGAAGUUCUGAUUAAGAAUUCAAUAAAACGAUCCUAUCUUUAAUCAUA
Molecule: messenger RNA, 2027 nt
Organism: Quercus robur (English oak)
Lineage: Eukaryota; Viridiplantae; Streptophyta; Magnoliopsida; Fagales; Fagaceae
Product: protein disulfide isomerase-like 1-4
Exons: 12
Coding region: 64-1797 (577 amino acids)
Biological process (GO): protein folding; response to endoplasmic reticulum stress
Cellular component (GO): endoplasmic reticulum
Molecular function (GO): protein disulfide isomerase activity
Source: RefSeq, a predicted model, not a curated record